This is a messenger RNA of Rhinichthys klamathensis goyatoka, 5013 nucleotides long. RefSeq names its product zinc finger protein 518A. NCBI's taxonomy places the organism in Eukaryota, Metazoa, Chordata, Actinopteri, Cypriniformes, Leuciscidae. The transcript has 2 exons. Gene Ontology annotation, molecular function: DNA-binding transcription factor activity, RNA polymerase II-specific; RNA polymerase II transcription regulatory region sequence-specific DNA binding. Gene Ontology annotation, cellular component: nucleus. The record is from RefSeq and is a predicted model, not a curated record. Bases 492 to 4985 code for a protein of 1497 amino acids. Gene Ontology annotation, biological process: regulation of transcription by RNA polymerase II.
CAGUAGCACAAUAUGAUUCUUACAUCUAUUUGCGCAUUUCAGUGCGCCAGUAUUUAUAACCUAGUAAACACUAUUUAACUAUCUAUCAGACUAAUGUUAUUGUAGGUCAAGAUGGCGCUUCAUGAUUUAGAGUGAGUCAUGGCGUCCCUACUGUCUACAAAACAGCAGUAUGCACGGCCACUUUCAUAGAUGGACAAAACUGUGUCUGAAACAGACCGAAAACUACGUGGAUUUUAAUUCAAACAACACAUUCUAUUCAUCAAUUAACCAAAGGAAAUUUGUAUUCCAUUUAGAGAAUUUGUUUUGAGGUUUAAAAAGAAAUAUAUGUUUGUAAAGACGACCUAAUGAGUGUUUCAGGUAAUCCAUAUUCAUCCGCUCUGAGUUCCUGCCUCACGCGCAUUGAAGGCAGCGGAACCCGGAUGGAACUGUCAUGGCUGCCGUCACCGACCUGCCAGUCUAAAGAGAAAAGAGAGGAGCCUAUAUUAUAAAGCAUGGAGGUUGACCUGACCGCAUCAGAUGAUCCCCCUGAAAGCCAUGGCCAGAGCCAGGAUGAUGACCCCUUACUGGACCACACUUUGCCACUCCAGUUGGCACAUCAGCUUCCAGAGACAGCCUCUUGUAACGAGCAGUGUGACCAAGAUGAAACGCACCCUGAGGAGUCAUCCACUGAAAAUCUUCACAUAGACAGCAAAGCUUCUGGAAAGACUCCAUGUAAGAUGCAGCAGGGCGCAAUAUUCUCUGGAAAAAUACUGAGUUUUUGUUGCUCUGAAUGCAAAGACGACACCACUUACAGCCCUAAUGACUUGCUGAAGCAUUUUCAAGGAUCACACAAAGGAACCCUUCCAACUUAUCCUUGUGAUCUGUGCUCGUUUGUCACCAAUGAAUUCUCAUCUCUUCAGCGACAUCGCAUUGGACAUCGAAACACUUUGGUCACGUGCGAGAUUUGCAACGAUGGGGUGCAGUAUUCACUUCUUUUGCUCACCAGGCACUUUACCAACUGCCACAGCCGUAACGGACAGUUUCGCUGUAAAAAGUGCGAGUUCUCCACCAGAGAUGCAGGAACCUUUGUUCAGCACAUCCAUCGUCACAACGAACGUAAUCACAAAUGUGUGAAAUGUCCGCAUGGUAGCCCCACACAAGGAGAGAUUCAGAAGCAUAACUUAGUGCAUUCAGGGACUUUUCCUUUCUCUUGUCAGAUGUGUGGCUAUAGUGCAGCUCGCAGAGAGUACCUGAACAAACAUCUUACAGUGGCACACGGUGAGGAGGUGAACAAGAGGAGAGCAAAUGAGGACAAUUCUGGAGUUACUUCAACUGGACUAAAACUGUUGCUUAAGAAGUCUCCUCCAGGUGGAGGAUCCAGAGAAUCGCAGUGGAUGUCAAAACUUAACUCACUCCCUGGUGUAGGUCUGCUCGAUCAUAAUGGCAGGUUGUUUAAUCCUGAAAAAACCUUGGAGGAAACUCAGCAGUUUCUUGAAAGAGCUGUUGGGGUUAAAAAAGAGAAUAAUAAAUGGACAAAGUCUCCCGUACAAAGUGAGCCACAAACUUUGCACCUUAUUCCAUCAACAAUGCCACAACCAAAGUUACAAGAGCAUGAGAUUAGUCCAGGACUCCUGAAUUCAACCAACAACAAUGGACUGACUGUUCUUAUGGUGAAAAAUAAAAUAUCUAUUCCACCAAACUGUACCACUAAAGUCAUGGGCUUUAAGAUAGUAGAUGGUAAAAAGCAUUUAGUUCUAAAAGUCAUACCGACAAAACCAGAGGACUCCACUGAAAUUGAGGUUUCUGAUUCACACAUCGGUGAUAAUGAAAAUAAAACAACCAGCAGCCCCUGCUCUUCAUCCUCACCAAGCAUAGGAUCUCUCCUCAGUUUAGAGUCUGGAGAAUCAAAUGAGCCGUCUUCAAUAAAAGAAGAGUCACCAGAAGUUGAAAAUCACACUGGCAACCAUCUCCCUCUGACAGAGGAGCACAAAGUUAGCUUUAAGAUUGCAAAUAAGGCAUGGCAGGUUAAUAAUGAAGAUACUGAAGUCUCACGUGGUGUUAAAGUACUGUCUACAGCAUCAAAAGAUGUUGCACUUUCUCUGUGUCAAUGCCGCCAAUCAAGUGGGAGUUCAUCCCCGCAUCUUCAUGAGGUAUCUUUCCUCUGUUCAAGUGAAAAAAGCUACAUUGAUGAUAUCCAGACAGCAAAUCCAGCCGCCACACCUCCUGUUUCAAAAUCAGAGCUUUCCUCUGCUGGUUCUGGGACUACACUUUCUGAUUUGCAAAUUGCUCAAGUAAACCCAUCUGAAUAUGACACUACAGCAUUAGCUUCAGCUAUGGAUCAACCCUCAGGAUCACAGUCACCUGCUGAUGAAACCACAGAUCCUUCCUGUGACUCUUCCAAUUCAAAAUCUGAUCCUGAAAUGUCUGUAGAUGACAAGUUCACACACAUUGAUAUCCUGGAAUCUAAACUUCCAAAAAUAAAAACAACAGAUGCAACAUUUUCUGUGCUGUCGGAAGAAUCUCUUAUCCAGGAACCUCGAUUCAGUUCAAAAGGUGGUAAACCAUGUAAGAAUAACAUUGAACGGAGCUGCCCUAUUAAACUUUCUGUGGAAAAAAACAUAAUUGAUUCAGUGGCUGCAGAAGGGCAGGAUUCUAAUUCUCUCAAAGUUGUGACCACAUUUUGUGAGAUGACUGACAUUAAGACUUUUGACGCAAAAGUUGGCGAGACCUCUCAGUUUUACCCAAAUGCUCCUUCUGACUCAAGUGAGAACAAAGCUUCAGACAGUGUAGUUGGAAAGUUAUCUGAAGUCACUAAAAACAAAACCACUGAGGCAAACUCACAAAAUGAAACUAGUAAAGGUGCAUCACCUGAUGCCAAAGAUUGUAACACAGAGGUUGAAAGGAACUUACUCAAUUCCCCAAGUCAAGAGGUCUUUAGUUUCCACAAUUAUUCUAAAGAUUCCUUCGGGAGCUCUCCCGAUUCAUUGCAGCCUGAGGAAGACUUACCGCUGGGGCUAGAGGAAGAAGAGUGCGAGGAGGAUUUUGGUGACUGGAGCUUAACUCUGCCAGCAUCGCCUCCUCUUCAAGUGGAAGAAGAUAGCAAGGGAGUGGCUAAUGAGAGUGAUCCGCUCUCUGAAAGUGGAGAGAAAGCAUUAGAGCGAGUGUCAGAUAGUGAUAUUGAGGUCGAUGAGUGCAUAGCUACUGUUGAUGAUUCGCUCAUUCCUGUGCUUCCAGAAAAAGAAGUAGAAACGGCUUGUUCAUCCUCAUCAGAGAAGAAACCGGAAGGCAUCACAUUUGCAAACGAGAACACAGCGGCAAGUUUGACUAGCGCAGCUGUUUUGGGAAAGAUACUUGAAAAGCACUCGGACGCCAUUAUCAGCCAGCAACUUGAGAAAGAAAGAAUGAGGUCUUCAGGUACAGGACAAGAAACCGUUAGGCCGACCAAAACAACACUUCGGAUUUUGCAAACACCUGAAGGAAAACAGCAGAUGUUCCUUCAAACUACAGACACUCCAUAUGCUGUGCCAGUUCAGCUGAAAAGUGGGGCUGGGUUCAAGCUGAUUACUAAGUCCAGUUCUCCCAAUAUUAAUGUGUCCUAUGUGAAACCUGGGAUUGAGACAGCCAACAAGACUAAGGGAAUAGCUUUGACUUUAAAUGGAGGCAGAAUUGGCAUGUCUGCACAAAGUUCAAGUCUGGAAACUAAAGGUCAAGCGUCUAUCCAAAUGGCACCGAGCGGCAGUGGAAACCGCUAUUUCGUCAAUGCUGCAGCUCUUAAAGCAUCUCUUCUUUUUUCAGGUGCUGUCAAGUCCUCAUCUGGAGAACAGGCGACCAAUGUGCCACAGACUUGUUAUUUAGUUCAGAGAUCACUCCCUGUUACCCCAGUUAGUAGUGAGUCAAAUGGUCCAAGUUCUAAGACUGUGCUUGCAACUCGUCCUGUAUUAGCCAUGCCUGUGAAUUCAGCAGAUAAAACCGGUCCCUUGCAGUCUGGGAGGCAAGCUUACUUAGUUAGAUACAUUUCUCCAGCUAAGUCGGGUAUACUUUUGAACAAUUCAGAUGGGAAAGCUUUGAACCAGGGCAACCAAGUAAAUGAGGCGGGCAAAAACAGGGUAUUCCUUAAGAUAGUUAGAGGUCCCAACGGCACCAGAUUUCUCUCCACUGCUCCAUACACCAUACAGUCCCCUUGCUUGUUAAUGUCCUCAAAUAAAUCUUUAACCAAUGUGUCGGCAGGUCUGAAAACCUCUACUAAUUCCCAAGGUCUCACUCAUAAACUCAUCCCAGCAUCCCAGCUUAAACAUAUUUUACCCCAAUCCAAUGUUCAAAACAAAAGCAGGGCUGAUCAUGAUGUAGCAUUACAGAAGUUGCCACUUGUUCCCUGUCCCAUCCGUCCACGAAGCCAAAGGAAACGGAGGCGAAGGGCUUUGUUUGAGGAAAUGCUGGAGGGCUCCUCCAAAAUAAGGAGAAUCUCAAGCAAGUCGUCUGAGAAAGAUGCUACCUCAAUUUGGGAGCCUGUUGCGAAAGAUGUCAUGAGACUGCUAAGGCUCUGUCCCUUUAGUCCACUUCAAGAAAUCAAAUAUCCCCGUCGAAACCAGCCUGUGGUUGUUCUGAACCACCCAGAUGCAGAUAUUCCUGAAGUUUCUAGCAUCAUGAGGUCAGUGAACAAAUACAAAGGUGAAGUUCUCAAGGUGGCACUGUCCCAAAGUACAGUUAAAGCCCUCUCUGAGUCUCCAAAUACACUUUCAAAGCAGAAUGCUUCCAAUGGCAAUGGGAGCGAAAGAUCAAGGCCAGUAGGAGGCACUGUUCAAGAGAGAUUCAUACUAAAACUAAAGUUAAAAAAGACUAGUAGAAAUAAGUAUGAGGUGGUGAGGUCCUCAUCUGCUGGUUCAGAGCAGCAGUCAACAUUUUGUUGCUGGUUUUGUGGCCGAGUUUUCAACAACCAAGAGGACUGGAUUGGCCAUGGUCAACGGCAUCUAAUGGAGGCAACAAGAGACUGGAAUAAGCUGUUCUAAUGCCCCUGGAUUGGGCCAAAUGCCAUCC